Molecule: messenger RNA, 3708 nt
Organism: Vitis vinifera (wine grape)
Lineage: Eukaryota; Viridiplantae; Streptophyta; Magnoliopsida; Vitales; Vitaceae
Exons: 13
Coding region: 157-3555 (1132 amino acids)
Source: RefSeq, a predicted model, not a curated record
CUUACUCUUUUCUCUGGUUUUUCUAGUAACAGCCAUGAAUACACCACAAUGGCUAUAUAAUAUCACUCUCAAACUUCUGCUUAAUGCUUCCCAACAACCCUCUCUCCUGUCUUUUCUCCCUUCUUUCUCUCUUCAUCUUGCUUUAAUGCGAGGGAAAUGCCUAGCAAUUCCACAAUGGGUCUACUCCGCCUUCUUCUUCAACUCCAUCUUUGUAUUGCAGUGAUGGUUGUAGGUACAUUAAAACCAGCAGAGUCGACUCUUGUCAUUCGCUUUGAUCAAGCUCCUCCGGCUAGAUCAAGGUUCUCCACUGCUGUUUUUCGCUACUCUGUGGAGAGGUCAGAUGGUUCUAAUGCAUGUAGGAAUAAUGGGUGUUCUAUCUACUGUGAGCUUGAUGGCCAAACAUUGAGACCAUGCCCUGCUGAUACCAUAGCACUGAAAAACUUGACCGUAAAUCGUGAACAUAAGUUCCUUCUCAACAUCACAACCCCAGACAGGGAGAGAAAUUCAUCAGCAUAUUCAUGGUUCAUCGACACAAUACCUCCAACUGCAACGAUAUUUAGCCAUCAGAAUUACAUGAAUGCACAAAAAAUACCCAUUGAUGUUAUAUUCAGUGAAGCAUGUCCAGGACAGGGUGGCUUCAAGUGUGUGAACUCAUCUAAUUGUGAUGUCAUCGUCAAUGGUCCUGCCUCUAUAAAUGCAUCUUCACUGCGUAUCAUUAAACCGAAAAUCAAAUAUAGCCUUGAUAUUAUUCUCUCACCAAGAAGUAUAUAUGCCCGCUUGAUAAUUGAAAUGGCCGUGAAUUUUUGUACAGAUCAGGCUGGGAACCAUUUUACAAGAACAAAUGGUUCAGUUGUAGUUAUUCACAUAGAUAGAAGAUCGGUGGAGGUAGAUCUGUGGAUGUCUGCUCCAUCCUACAUGUUGGAGAUCAAUGGGGUCCCUAGAACUAUUCUUGCAACCAACAAAAUUGAGGACUUGAAUAUUUUCUUGGACUUCAGCAAACCUGUUCUAAAUUCAACAGAACAGAUCCUAAAGGCAUUGCAUGUGAAUUCGGGUAACCUCAUAGCUGAUCAUGAUAAAAGUGGUGGAAAUCGCCGAUUUGUUUUUAAACUCAAGAAUAUUAUGAGGACUGAAAUUAUCACAAUUGAACUACGGGCUAACUCAAUAAUUGGCAGGACAGGCGCUCCUGUCUCUGCUGCUGCCCCAGUUACAUUUCUCUAUGAUUCCACAGAGCCUGCUGUAGGGCUAAGUACAAACUCACCAAUGGUUACAAAGCAGUCCUACAUCAAUGUGAUAGUUGAGUUCACAAAACCAGUUUUUGGAUUUGAGGCCUCCAUAGUAAAAGUGGAAGGUGGGAGAGUUACAAGGUUUAAGGAACUUUCAAGAGCUCUAUACUCUUUGACAGUUUUGUCAUUAUCACACAAUGAAGUGUCAGUUACCAUCCCUGCAGGAAAAGUAAAUGACAUUUCAGGAAAUCGAAAUUUAGCUUCUAACAGGCUUGAAGUGAAGCAUUACUUGGUGCCUGAAAUAUCAAUUGCAUUCCACUCCUUUGUGACUGCCGGAGUAUUAGCAACAUCACUGGCAGCUGCUGUUCUUUCGCUCUCCUCUGCAAAUCUUGGAGCAGUAGGCACUCUUGCCACUGGGAGUACCAAUAUUAUUGUUUCCAAUCCAUCAAUGAACCUACAUGGGAUGGUGGGGCAUCUACAAGUGUUUGUCCUCUCAGACUGGUUCUCAGUUGGUCUGCCAAUUGAAUAUUCUGAGACAACAAAAGGUCUUAGGUGGCUUAUACCUCGUGAAAAGCUUCCAUGGAAAAAGGAAAACCCUUCAAUCUGGCCAAAUCAUUUUUUCUUGGCUGAAAAGAAGCUUGCAAUGGAAUUUAGUAGCUUCUCUGUUGCACUUCCUUCUCCUGAAAGGGCUUACCAUUCAGUUGACUUUAACUUAACCAACUUGCAAUUUCCGGCUAGGACUGGUCCCAAGGCCAGUUGGUUCAGAGAGCACAAUAUAAGCAUGGAGAAUAUAGCUUAUGGAUCACCACUAAAUUUCAGCGAAUAUUUGAUUUAUUUCCUGAGAGGAGAACCAUUGUCAGCUAACAAUGUUGUCAAAAGAAUGGAGAAUUACAAAGGGUGGGAAGACUUGGAGAUGAACUUGUUCUGGCUUGGUGUUGGAGGAGGGAGUUUAAUUAUAAUCCAUAUUCUGAUAUUAAUUUUCCUAAGAUGGAGGACUGGAACAUCAGCUCAUGGGAUACUUUCUGUACCCAGGUUUGAGCUCUUUCUUCUAAUUCUUAUGCUGCCUUGUAUAUCUCAAUCUUCAGCAUUUGUCAUCAGAGGUGGUACAACAGGGGGAAUAAUUGUUGGGGCUCUUUUACUAGCAAUCCCUGCUGCCCUUAUUUUCUCAGUGUGCCUCUUUCUUAUAGUUGCAAUCUUCUCUGGCAGUUUUGCUCAGUAUAAAGAGGUUAGGCAUACAGGCACAAAGGAAGAAGGAUGGUGUAGUAAACUAUGGGUCUCUAUCGCUGGGAGGUCCACCACUGGAAAGUGGUUUUAUAGGGAAGGACUGCCUUCGACUUUCCUCCAGCGAUUUGGGAUUCUGUUUGAGAGUCGGAAGGGUCCUCCACUGCUUGUCUUGGUGGAUCAGAAUGACCUGAGCAGCUUACCUAAGUGGACUGAAAGCGGGCAAAGUGGGAUUGGAAGAAUGAGAGCUCUGAGUUCAGAUGACAGCAAUGAAGAAACCAAAAUUCCCAUGUCAAAGAGGCUCUUGGGAUGCGCCAGAUCCUCCUAUAUCAUUUUCGAUCUUUUAAGGAGAGUUACACUUGGCAUAAUAUCUGGAGCUUACUCAUCGCAUGGAUCAAGCCAAAGCCUCAUUGCAUUGUCAAUCACCUUGGCACAGUUCCUGUAUCUGUUUACUCUUAAACCAUAUAUCAGAAGGGGAGUCCACAUAGCGGAGAGUGUCUCCCUCUUGUGUGAGGCAGGCAUCUUUGGCUUAUCUUUCAGCAUGGUUGGCUCAAAUCCAAAUCAGGAAAGGACUGUGGGAUUUGUGAUGUUGGCUCUCCUUUUCCUUACCUUCUCUUCUCAGCUUGUCAAUGAAUGGUAUGCUCUGAUGAAAUGCCUUCUGAGACUCUCACAGCCUCAAAAGAAUUCGUUCAAGCUUGGGUUGAAAUGUGCUGCUCAGGGUCUUGUCCUGCCCUUCCUCCCAAGAAAGCAUUGGUGGACAAUAAUACCUCUAUCUUCCCAACCUAAAACGGGCCCAGCUGAGCCAUUAAGUUGCAUGACUGCAACAGUUGUCCCUGUUCUCAGUCCUGGUUCACCCUUUAACGCUAAUCAAACAAUAGCUUCUACAGCUGCAGAUACAAUCCUCAAUGGGCAGAGAGCAGAAGGUAAACAGCCAAAGGGAGUUAAAUUGGAAUCAAAGAGUGAGAUGAGGAAGCUAAGGGAGUUGGCGAGGGCUAGUUUCUCAGGAAAUCCAAAGGGUGAGGAAGGCAGUACAAGCUAUGCCCCUAAACUGCAGUGUUUCUCAGGAGAAGCUUCUUUAUCUCAACCCUCCUUUUGGAAAGGCAGACUCUGAUGUAUAAAUUUGUAGGGCACGUAGCUUUCGGGGUUAUCCUAAUACAUUUUUUUUGUUCUCCUAGACACGCAUUACAACUUCUGAUAAUCAUCUUAAUUUUUCAGUCCGCUAUUCCAGCUUUAUCCAUGUGACUAAUGAAGCUAGUUUUCCAGA